GGGUCCAACUGGAACGCCGGAAGGGGCGAGACGGGAAGGCGGGGCGUGCACGCCUUUUCCGCCCUGGGCCCGGAAGGGUGAUGUGGCUCGGGCUUCACCAGCCUCACUAUGUCUGCCAUUUUCAAUUUUCAGAGUCUGUUGACUGUGAUCUUGCUGCUCAUAUGUACCUGUGCUUACAUCCGGUCCUUGGCACCCAGUCUCCUGGACAGAAACAAAACUGGAUUGUUGGGUAUAUUUUGGAAGUGCGCCAGAAUUGGUGAACGGAAGAGUCCUUAUGUUGCAGUGUGCUGUAUAGUGAUGGCCUUCAGCAUCCUCUUCACACAGUAGCUUAGAAGAAUGCCUGAAUUUAAUUCCCAUUGGAUUUCAACAUAAAAAAGGGGACUUAUCUGCAGAAAAUAGUGGAAAGAAUAGUUAACUUUAUCUCUGAACAUUGAAUGAGAUAAAUUUCCAGCUGCUGUUUGCUGUUUUGUUAUUGGACCAAUGAUUGUAUAAUUAGGGUAUAACCAUUUAGUACUCAAAGAGUUUGUAACAAUCAAUCUCAGUACUGUCACUACAAUAUUACAUUCUGCGAUUGUCAUUUUGUUGUGUCCAAUACCAGUUUUUAAUGAGGUAUCUCUAAGGCACAUAGUAGAAAAAAUUGGUAAAUUAUUCAAGUCCCUUUCACUGUGAUUUGGAAGUGAUGUAUCUAUAGAAUGAGAUCAUAUAUUGGACUAGUUUUUUUUAUUGCGGAAAAGGGGUUCAAUUUUUGUUGAUAAAGAUUACAUUCAUGUUUAAUAGUACUUACUUUACCUCUGGCCACUCCAUUUUGAGCAUUAACCAGAGUACCUCUACUCUUAACAAAUUCUGUAGUUUAUUGCAAGUUUUUUAACUAUUUAAAACAAGCCUGUGCAGUUCUAAACAGGAAGAUAAAUGAGAUGUGACUUGAGUAGUAUUGGCAAAAUGUUCAUAUUUAACUUAUAAAGGGGUUUAGAAGAGCCGACUGGUGUGGUUAGUGUCUGUAGCCUCUGGUUAAGUAUGGAUAAAUGUCUUAAGCAUCAGUUUGACCAGCUAACUGUCAUCAUUCUCUAAAUAAAAUUACAUUCUUAAGUGAAAAGAGCAAAACAGAACAAUUACAAAAUAAUAAUCCUAUGUGGGGUUUUUUUUUCAUGUUUUAAUUACCAUAAAAUGCAAACUGUAUUUUUGUUGUUUUUUAAUAUAGCACUUUGAAUCUAGCAUAUGUUUUGUCUGUCAACUUGAACUGGAAUGUCUUAUGUAAUUUAGUAAGUGAUAUUUGAUAAAUAGUUUUUAAACCUAUUGAUCCAUGCAUAAUGGCAUACGUGUCUUUGAGCUCUGUUAAUAAAGGAGGACCCUCAGUAAGGCAAGAGGAACAUUGGGAGUAUAGCAUAAAUUUCACUGUAGAGCAGUUUAUAAGUUUAUGAUUCACAUUUCUUAAGAUUCAACCAAAAUUAAAUGAAAAUUUCAAAGCUAAGAAGAACUUAAAUAUCUUAGCUAAAAAAUGCCCUUACUACAGGGUCUGGCAGAAGUAACACCUACUUGAGUGUGGUUGGUAGGGUAAUAAUAUGGGUGUAAUAAUUUAUAGUUUUAAUUUGAACAUUUAAAAUGUCAUAUGGUAUGCUUGAGUGUGAUAUAAUCAUGCUACAGAAUUACAUGCCUAUGAUUUUGUAAUAAAAAAGGGUGUUAUUUGUGCUAGACCUUUUAUAUAGUAUUAAUUAGAUAUUAUUCUCAGUUGUUAGUUCCCUAUAAGGUAAAAAGGAGAAAAACAGUUUUUUGUGUUUUUUUAAAGAAUUAUUUAAAGAAUCUGCUGGUAGCUCUUUCCUCAGAAACAAAGUAUAGAACUGAAAGCCACCAAUUUUUAAAAAUUAAACUACUGGGAAAGAAUUAUAGGAAACAUUUGAGAAUGGCUUGGUAUGCAUUUCCUGGGGUGGGGGGGUUAUUUGGUUUGUUUUGUUUUUAAAGGAUAAAAACUGUUGUAAACAAUAGAUAAAAUUAUUUAUAUUACAUUUUUGGCUUAAGCUGGUUAAAAGUGGUACAUUUUACUUUAGACACGGAAUCAAGCUAUGAUAAUUUCUCCUACUCUAAACUGUCUCUUGGGCUUUGUGUUAGGUCAAGGAUUUUCAGGGUAUCCCCAAAAUAGUACUCCCUUAUCAGCAUAUACAUGCAAAGGAAGUCACCUUUCUGGGCCUAGUUUCUUAGUGGCCAUCUGUUGUCCAGCUCUGCUGCCAACUAGACUUUCAAAAAACUGUGACAACUAACUUUACAUGCUACAUGAAUCUAAUAUUUCAAAAAAUGAAUAUUCUAAAUAAUUCUAAGACAUUAAUAUGGCAUUUUGGAGGAUGUAGAUGGAAGAUAGAGGAUGAAAACAUUUAUUUGGAAAAUUGGUGGUAGUAUAUAAAAGUUUGUACUCUAGAGAUUCUGAAUAGAGUGGGAGGUAGCUUAUUUCUGACAUCAGCCUUUCUGACCUUUUGAAACACAGGUUCUUUCGGAGGUGGGAGAAAGAUAGUAUUCUAUGAAUAAAAGCAGUUAGCAUUUUCUUUAUUGUUUUCUAAGAGCUACCACUGAAUCCUGUUGUAAAACCCAAAGGGCAGUGUAGAUAGUUUUAAUCCCAGGGAAUAUUCAGAUCCUCCCUUUGUCAAGGUCUUGAUGGGGUGGUAGAAUGCAGAGGAGGGUUAAGGAUAGAUUUAAGCUUCAGGUGGACUUCCUGUGUCAGGUAGUUUUAUUGAGGGAUAAUGGGCUCUGAGGUCCGCAGUUUCGUAGGUUCCGAUACUCUGCCUAACCUUCCUGGCUCCAGAGUCUUUUGAUUUCCUUCCUGGCUCCAGAGUCUUUUGAUUUCGUCUCUCCUGCAAUUUGUUUUGCACUGAUACUUCUUGGUUGGCCUCACCUGUGCCAGUGGCUGAGCAUAUCUUCUUUCUAAGCAGUCUUAAAAUUUGGUCAAUCAAAAAGCUACAUACAUAGUGUGUUAAAUUCUCUCUGUGGCUUUAAAAAAGUUCAGAAUGAAGUCAGAUGUCUUAAUGCCUGUGCUGCUGUGCCAGGCACUGUCCUGAACGCUCUUACAUGUUCAACUUCAGAAUAGCUCUUUUAUGCUACGGAUAACCAAGUUUACAAAGUCAAAAAUGAACUGAUCUUUGACUAGUUUUGUGAAAAGACCUAGGACUUCUAAGUAGAAUAUUUAUAUUUCAGUAUUCUUUUAAGAAGCAUUUAUAGAGUGCAUAUGAUAUAUUAUCACUGAAGAUAAGUAUAAAGUUUCUCCCCUCUGUAAGUCAUAAAGUGUAGUGGUGGGUGAGAGAGAUGAAGUUACUUACAUGACGUGCUAUGUCAUAGCGUUUACUAUUGAGAUAAUGCCUGCCAGCAUUCUCACAGAAAAUAGAUGGGUGACAACUCAGUCAGGGACAUGAACUUCUUGCCAAAGAAGCAACGUUGAAGCUGAAUUUAAGAACAGUAUGCAAAACACCAGUGAUACACCACAGACUGCAAGGACCUAGCUUAUGCCACUUGGGAAUUAGUAAAACAAGCCCAGAAAGGUGGGCAGAGGUUUCAUUCUAGAGCAUCUGCAGUUAAUUCUAGGGUCUCUCUUAGUCACUCCUAGUCACUCAUACUCCCAUCAAUGCAAAAGCAGCCGUGAUUGUUAAAGCACCAUCAGCAUGAAGAACAAACAUGGUUGCAUUGUCUACAUUUCCUGGGUGUACAGAAAAGAUUUCCAAUAAACAAACAACGUCAUGCUCUUUUCAAAGCCUUUGAGAAGUUACUGCAUCAUAGGAAGCUAAAAACAAGAAUGGAAGAUUCUUAAGGACCACUCUUUGGUAUCCAAUAACAGGUGUUCAGAAUGUAAGUAGCUGAGCACAGCAAAUCCUUGAUUAACGAUGUUGCAAUGCCUUAGAAGCUUAACUCAUUUAUAUUGAUUAGCCUUUGGCGAAAUUGGUUUUGUUUCAUUGAAGGUCAUGGAACCUAUUGACAACAUCAAGUGAGGACUUUAUUAUCAUAGUAUUGUGAAUACUGCAAGCCUGUUCUCAAUAACAAUUAGCAAGUCACUAGCUUCCAAAAAUAGUUUGAUAAUUAUGUAAUUUACAUACUGCCGGCCAAGGUUUCUUUUACUUUACCCUAAAUUAAUCUGAAAAUUAUCUGAAAUGCUGCUCCACAAUCAGAAACAGGGGCAGGGGGGAUAUAUAUUUCCUGUCAUUUUAAGAAUACACAGAAUCAUCCUCUGGUUAAUCCACAUGCCUGUGGUAUAUAAUAAAAGUCAAAAUGAAUUCUCAA
Messenger RNA from Phyllostomus hastatus (greater spear-nosed bat), 4251 nucleotides. It is a transcript of the gene TMEM167A, whose product is annotated as transmembrane protein 167A. The record is from RefSeq and is a predicted model, not a curated record. Gene Ontology annotation, biological process: intracellular transport; protein secretion. NCBI's taxonomy places the organism in Eukaryota, Metazoa, Chordata, Mammalia, Chiroptera, Phyllostomidae. The transcript is spliced from 4 exons. Bases 109 to 327 code for a protein of 72 amino acids.